UCGCCCCCGCGCGUCCCUCUUCAUGUAAAGUCUCUCUGAUUUGAAACUUUCAAGCCAUUUAAAUCACUCAACUCUCUUCCGCGAUCUUCUCACCACCAAUGACUUCGCGGCCACCACUCCUCCGCCGCCACAACUGCGGCCAACUUCCUCCGAACUCCGUGGCGCAUUCCGAACUAGUGCGCCGACGAGGCGGUCUGAUCUCCGUGCCAGGUGGUAAACUGACGCUGCCGCCGGAGAUUACACGGAGGUUCACGAAAUUGUUGCUGAACGUGAAUAUACAGGGAAGUUUGGGGCCGGUGCAGGUGGUGAUGUCGCCGGAAAACGCCGUCGGAGAUUUGAUAAAGGCGGCGAUAGAGAUCUACGUGAAGGAGAUGAGGCGGCCCUUGUUGAAUGAAUCCGAUCCUCGGCAUCUCGAGCUUCACUAUUCGCAGUUUAGCUUGGAAAGCUUGAAGGCAGAGGACAAGUUGAUAAACUUGGGGUCGAGAAAUUUCUAUCUGUGCCGGAAACCGACCUCUGUUUCCAAUUCAACUUGCUCCGAUGAGGCAAAGAAGGUGGCCAAGUCUGCCUUUCCAUUCACAAAAUUCAUGGAUUUCUUGCUUUAGCCUUUUAAUUUAACUUCUUAGGGGUCCCCAAAACGUUUACCUCGUGCAUAAAACCCUGACCAAUUGUGAAUUUCUCCUCUUAAUUCGGCUAAUAAUUAAAACCAAAAAAUGUCGGCCAAGUUUCGAUUUCCAUUGACAGAGUUCAUGGGUUCUGUGUAUAGUUUCCAUGUUUUCCAGACGAUAAUGACAACUUGUGUGUUUGUGCCAUCUUUUUAUCCAUUGUAGAAAAAUGGUGCUUAUAUAGCCAA
Messenger RNA from Camellia sinensis, 850 nucleotides. RefSeq lists its product as uncharacterized. The record is from RefSeq and is a predicted model, not a curated record. NCBI's taxonomy places the organism in Eukaryota, Viridiplantae, Streptophyta, Magnoliopsida, Ericales, Theaceae.